AGCACUUUCGUGGCAGGAAGUUUGUGUCCUGUCAAAUCCAAAAUGGCGGCGUCCGUAUCCGAAGAGAAUACAGAAAAACUGCCAAAUGACUCUUUAAAUCCCGUUUUAACAGGUACUCCUGACAACGGGUGUGUUACGGACCUUUCCGACGAACUGCGUGACUAUGUGGUGGGGUUUAUAGAGAAAGAGGUGGGCAGCGACGUGAAAUCUCUGAAGAAGGUGGGCACUCUGCUGCAGAAAUUAAAAGAGGACAACAGUAAAUUGGAAAAACAGGUGUUGACAGUCUCCAGCUCUGUACCUCCCCAAGUGUCUGCAGCUCUGUCUGCUGCAGAAGAUGCCAGCACUUCUUUGGAGGAGCUUCUGCAACGAGAGAAACUCAUCUCCACAAAACUGCAACAGCACCUCCAGGACUCUCAGCCAUGGAUGGAUACUCUCACUCAAAAGCUGAGUGAAGUGGAGACCGUGGAGAGACACAUGAAGUACCUUCGCUGCCUUCAGCAAAUUGAAGAGCUUAGUGCUGUGGUCCAGCAGUGUCUGAUGACCAGCAGCGUGUGGGAGGCCAUCAGGGCUGUGGAGAGCAUGGCUGUGAUGGAUGCCAACCUGAGCCAGUCCAAAUGCUCUCACCUGCGCGACUUCCUCCGAGAAACUCUUCACUUCUGGCACAAGAUCAUUAAGGAUCGACUGACGGGAGACUUGGAGAAAGUGUUGACCCAGCUUCACUGGCCGAUCACAUCCCCUCCGACCCAGUCCCUCACGCCCACUGCCAACGGGCAAGAGCUGGCCAGUCAACUGGAGCUGCUGGUCACGCAGCUGCUGGCCCUACAGACAUCCGAUGACCUCAUUUCUCAGAGGACGUCGCCUCCCUCUAAAGUUGAAGCCCAGCCAAGUGCUCUUCCCCAGGAUCCUCCACUCUGCCUGCCCAUCCAGAUCAUGCUGCAGCCUCUCAGGAAACGGUUCCGAUAUCACUUCUAUGGCAAUCGACAGACUAACACCCCCAGCAAGCCAGAGUGGUACCUGACUCAGGUGCUCAUGUGGAUCGGGAACAGCACGAGCUUCAUGGAGGAGAAGAUCCAACCUAUCCUGGACCGAGCUAAUGCCACCAUCAAUGCCAGGGUGGAGCUAUGUCGAGGCCUCCUGUCUUUAGUCGAAGACAAGGUGGUGGGUGAUGCAUCCCGCCUGCUUUACGACGACGCGCUCUUCUGCCACCUGGUGGAGGAGGUGCUGCAGUUUGAGAAGGAGCUGCGAAGCAACCACGCAUACCCAUCCCAUCUGCCCGGCCUGCUCCACCUGCUGCUUGACGACGCCGUCCUUCAGAAGUGGCUUGCGGUGGAGAAGAAGAUGGCGGUGGAGAAGGUGGACGCCAUGUUGUCGGCCGAAGGAGCGUGGAGCUCUCAGUACAAAGACAUCCGAGACAUGGAUGAACUGAAGUGCCCGGAUUGCGCUGAGACCUUCAUGACCCUACUCCAAGUUAUCACAGACCGCUACCGAGCAUUACCUUGUCCGUCUGCACAGCUGAAGUUUCUGGAGCUGCAGAAAGAGUUGGUGGAUGACUUCCGUAUACGACUCACUCAGGUCAUGAAGGAGGAGUCUCGCUGCCCACUCAGCCCACGCUACUGUGCCAUACUCAACGCCGUCAACUACAUUUCCACCAUCCUGACAGACUGGGGAGAUAACGUGUUCUUCCUGCAGCUGCAGCAGGCGGCCGUUUCCCUGGACGACGAGGCUGUGGUGGGAAGCCUGGGGCAGAUGGAGAUGGGCCGCCUGGCUUCUCUGGAAAGCUCGCUAUUUGAAGGCCUGCUGGCUCUGCUGGAUCGACUCCGAGGAGACAUGAUGGGCCGGCUGCUGGAUGGCAUCAUGAGGGACAUCACGGAAAAAGCCAAACCGUACUGCCACGACAGGUGGUUUUCUCAUCCGUCCCAGCACGACAUGGCCACCAUGUCUUUGUCUAGUUCCGCAUGUCCCAUGAUGCUUUGUAUCAGGGACAGUCUGUUGAACCUGCACCAGGUUUUAAGUCUGUCUCUGUUCCAGCUGGCUUGGCAAGGCCUUGCAGAGAGACUGGACAACUUUCUUUACCAGGAAGUGGUCCUGUCUAAUCAUUUUAGUGAUGGAGGAGCAGCCCAGCUUCAGUUUGACAUGACCAGAAACCUUUUCCCUCUCUUUGGUCACUACUGCAAGAGACCUGAGAACUUUUUUAAGCAUGUUAAGGAAGCCUGCAUCAUCUUGUGCCUCAACGUGGGUUCUGCUAUCCUUCUGCGGGACCUCAUCAAGGAGUCUUCUUCGGCAGACGACACGGGCGAUUGGACGGGAAGGGAUGAGCCCUCGCCGCAGUCUGCCUUGAACGAGUUGGGAGUUUACUACUUGGCUCCUUGUGAUGUAUUAAUUCUCUUUAACCUCAGAGCCUCCUGGCCUGGACAGUGACAACUGGAUUGCGAACCUAGCCAGACACUAUUUGACGUUUGAUUUCUAUCAUGUACUAAAUGUAUAUUGACGCAAUUGAAAAACUCUGUCUUUUUUUU
This is a messenger RNA of Syngnathus acus (greater pipefish), 2516 nucleotides long. It is a transcript of the gene rint1, whose product is annotated as RAD50 interactor 1. The record is from RefSeq and is a predicted model, not a curated record. Gene Ontology annotation, biological process: regulation of ER to Golgi vesicle-mediated transport; retrograde vesicle-mediated transport, Golgi to endoplasmic reticulum; endoplasmic reticulum to Golgi vesicle-mediated transport. Lineage: Eukaryota; Metazoa; Chordata; Actinopteri; Syngnathiformes; Syngnathidae. The transcript is spliced from 15 exons. The coding region runs from base 43 to 2418 and encodes 791 amino acids. Gene Ontology annotation, cellular component: Dsl1/NZR complex.